Molecule: messenger RNA, 1889 nt
Organism: Elaeis guineensis (African oil palm)
Lineage: Eukaryota; Viridiplantae; Streptophyta; Magnoliopsida; Arecales; Arecaceae
Source: RefSeq, a predicted model, not a curated record
CAUCUGAAACCUUAGCCACCACCAAAAUCUAAACAUGGUCCUGUGCCUGCUCCGUCCCUUCAUCCAUCCAGACUUCCAUGGGGUCCUCGCAAGGAUGUCCCUCGGCGAUAAGCUUAGUUUUCUGUUCGUGCACACCUUGGAUAGGCUGAAUUUAUGGCACAAGCUCUCGGAGGACUUACAAGGAUACCGGCAAGCAGUUCAACUUGAUAGCAGCUUCUUGGAUUCAGUUCAUGGUGCAUGACUGGAUCGACCAUCUUGAGGACACUCAGCAGGUAGAACUUACAGCUCCACCAGAAGUGGCUAAUGAAUGCCCACUCAAGUCAUUUAAGUUCUAUCAAACAAAGGAGAUUGGGACUAAUAGAAAGGGGAUUAAGACUGGCCAUAAAAAUAUCCGGACCCCCUGGUGGGAUGGAAGUGCUAUUUAUGGGAGUGAAGCAAAGAAGGCAGCAAAGGUGAGGACCUUUGUCGAUGGGAAAUUGAAGAUUGGAGCUAACAACCUUCUGGAACAUGACAGCGAAGGAAUAGCUAUAUCCGGAGACAUCCGUAAUAGCUGGGCUGGAGUGUCAACUUUGCAAGCCCUUUUCAUUAAAGAGCAUAAUGCUGUCUGUGAUGCACUUAAGGCAGAAUAUCCCAAUUUAAGUGAUGAAGAGUUGUAUCGCUAUGCUAGACUGGUGACAUCUGCAGUAAUUGCAAAGGUUCACACAAUUGAUUGGACUGUAGAGCUUCUUAAGACUAACACAAUGAAUGCAGCGAUGCAUGGAAAUUGGUAUGGAUUGUUAGGAAAAACUAUUAAGAAUAUCUUUGGGAACAUAGGGGGACCAGUUUUUUCUGGGCUUGUGGGAUUGAAGGAGCCAAACAAUCAUGGAGUUCCAUAUUCCUUGACCGAGGAGUUCACAGGUGUUUAUAGAAUGCACUCACUUCUUCCAGACAGCCUCAAACUUAGGAACAUCGAUAGCAAUCCCGGACCAAACAAAUCUCCCGAAUACCUUGAAGACAUCAAAAUGGAGGAUCUUGUCGGCAUAAGAGGAGAAUCAACUUUAAGCAAGGUUGGAUUUGAAAGGCUGUUAGUAUCAAUGGGCCACCAAGCAUGUGGUGCUCUUGAGCUAUGGAACUACCCUUGGUUCUUCAGAAACCUUGUUCCACAAAAUGUUGAUGGAACUAAAAGGCCAGAUCACAUGGACAUGCCCGCCCUUGAAGUUUAUCGAGACAGGGAAAGAAGUAUACCAAGGUACAAUCAAUUCAGAAGGGGCUUACUAAUGAUUCCCAUAUCCAAAUGGGAGGAUUUAACUGAUGACCAUGAAGCAGUUGAAACUCUGAGAGAAGUAUAUGGUGAUGAUGUUGAGAAGUUGGAUCUUCUAGUAGGUCUUAUGGCAGAGAAGAAAAUCGAGGGAUUUGCCAUCAGUGAAACUGCUUUCUUUAUUUUCAUUAUAAUGGCAUCAAGGAGGUUGGAAGCUGACCGUUUCUUCACAAGCUAUUUCAACGAAAAGACAUACACAAAGAAGGGCUUUAAGUGGGUAAACGCUACAGAGAGUUUAAGAGAUGUCAUCCAACGCCACUAUCCAAAUAUUGCUGAGAAAUGGAUGAAUUCUACCAGUGCUUUUUCUGUGUGGGAUGCUGCACCAAACUCCUUCAAUCCCAUCCCUCUCCUUCUCCGGUGUCCAGGUUAAGAACAACAAUGGCCAUGAACUAGUUGUUGUUCGUGUGUGCACUUUAACAGACUAAGAGUUGCUAUGGAAGGAUGAAUCUAUUCUUUCUGGUUGUUUCAGAAUAAUUAAGAUGGGAGGGAUCGUCAUUUAUGAGUCUGUAAAAUUUGUUACUCAAAAAAUUAAAGAGUCCGUAAAAUUCUUCAUCGAACAAUCUAAUAAAUUAUCUCCGAAUUUCACCACUAA